AUGUCUUUUGGGGCAGUUGUAGAAGAAAUGUACAGUGAUAUUAGCUCGCGUAGCAGUUCUUCUGACGAGAGUGAAAAACACCAACGUGCAACCAUGCUGGACACGUAUGAUUCUCGACCAACAACGAAGGGUAAUUUAUUUAGCAUUUGAAACUUUUCUGGAGGAACUCUUUUGGUGUUUCAAGUUGACUUUAAUUAUUUUCUUAACACUGUGCAGGCUUCUCUGCGAUCAAAGAAGAACUUUUCUGCUAUCAUGUUUGCUUUACAUGUAGCUCGAAUUUCUAAAAUUCCCAUGUGAGAUUCGCUUAAAACACGCCAGGCCAUGGCCAAAUCGUUUCGUCGCUGAAAUUCAAUGAGGAUUAUUUAAACUACUUUUUUACUCUAGGAUGAUUUGGCACAGCAAAUUAAAAGCCUUAAUCUCAAACUGGAUUUAAACUGGACUUAAAUUAUGCGGUUCAAAGUUUUCCACUUUUCCCAGAUAUCGUAUUAGGGCGUAUCCUACGUGACUUAUAAAUGUAUUAUGAUACAGAAAUAUUAAGUUUUCGCACGAUAUAUUUAAUUCAACUGCUAAAUUAUUGUAAGUAUCCCAGCUUAUAGAGCCCGAGCUAUAAUGAUUUUUUUCACAAUGUAUUUCGAAACACUCUUGAUAGCACGCUAGAAGGGUCCUUAAAAUUAUCCAUUCAGUGAGGCAGCUGUUGAUAUGGAACUGAGUUGUUUAUGUUUCGAUUGCUGCAUACAAUAUUAAUUUUUGCUAUUCUUGAAAGCGGUAGGAUGUUUUAACGAAAACAAAAAGUUUGAUAAAAUCAGACUUAAAAAUAAGAUAUUUUUUUAUCAUAAAGUCAUAAUGAUCUCGAUGAGAAAAUCCUUUGCUAAAAUUCAGAUAGUUAAAAUUUUAUGGAAUUUGAUAGAAAAAAGUCAUCUUGGCUGAUGGGAAAAUGAAUAAAUGACAUAGAGAAAGAAACUCCCGGCCAUAAGUCAGUUUAACGCGCUUAUUAUUCUUAUUGAGUUUUGUUUUCAAUUAUUUAAAAUAAAACAGACAAAGAUUAUUUCAAACAUUGAAAAUUGCAUUGUUUCAAUGAUUGUGUUUUUGCAAUCUCUUCUUUAAUAUUUAACCAACCACAACCAAGUUUAAUCAGAGCGCGGGUUCAAUUAUUCUAAUUACGUUCCUAAUAUUCAGUAAAAGGGAGACAUGUUUCUUCCAGUGAAAACGAUGGUGGAUUAAAAAAAAUUGUCUUCCUAUGAGAGAAAUAACAGUCAUCCCUUAAGGCAGAUCGCGUAAGGUAAGACAAUUUUGUGAGCCAUGAUUCGACUUAAGUUGGGGUGGAAUUGAUUUCGGUUUGAAUGAAGACAUCACUUAGGGUUUGUCUGUCGAUUUUAACACAAUUUCAGAGAAGAUAUUUUCAAUUAGUAUCGAAUUUUCCGAGGAAGAAAUCGAGCAAAUUUUAAUUCCAUGAGAAAAGUGCGAAAGAUAUAUCUUUUUUGUGGUUUACUGCCGGUGUUUUGAUUCCAUGGUAACUGAUAUGUUAGGGUUUAGAUAUGGACAGGUAAAUCGCUGCAAGUUUUGAUAUGAUUUCCAGUCUUAUUUGCAAUAACAACUGGAAAUCGAAGAAAACGCCGAGCGAGAUAACUGAUACAGAAAAUACAAAAUUAAACAAGAUCUGUUUUCCUUUCCUCUUAAUUCACACAGUAAACUCUCUUGUUUUAGUUUUGUUUCCAUUUCGUACUUCAUUAAUAUUUUACUAUUGUGGUAAUCUGCGCGCCCGCUAAAUAUAUCACAGUUUAUUGUAAUGCAAGGUAGUCUCGAGGUAAAUCCGAGCGUCCUGAUUGGUUCCGAGCCGUGCACGUUUGGUUACAGAAGCCGGCGAAGUGAAAUUAAACAAGUUUGGCCCGAGUGCCAUAUAAUAAACUACCUAUUAACCUCGCUUGCUCGAGCCGUACUAAGGAAAAACUAUCUGGUGGUAGCAAAAGAGUUGAUUGUAUAAUUGAAUAAUGUUCAAAACAAAAACAUUUCCAGUUACCCAUUAGAUAGAUACUGAAACUUUAAACACCUCGUCCCUAUAAAUACGAAAAUAAAAUAUUUGAUUUAUUUCCAACUUUAGUUACCGAAAAAAAACUUGGUAAAAAUCCUUAUUCGCCUCGGGUCUACGAUAUUUUUCGACAAAUUCAGUGCUCAGGUCGCAGGGUUCGAGAAGAUCAUUAUGGAAGAUUUUUUUAUUUGACUCAUUCAACCUUAGUCGAAGCAGAAAUGUUUUUGGUUCUAGAUACUAAAUCUAAUGACUGUAUGCACCCACAGAGGUAAGGACUAAUAUUCCUACAGGAAGGGAAAUAUGUAUGGUUUGUUGAUUUGGUUUAUUAAACUUAUUUUGAGGUGGAAGAGCAAAGUCAAAGCAAAAAGGUAUCUCUAAAUUAUCAACACAAAGGAAAAAGAAGACCGUGCACCAAACGGCAAUGGAUCGAUUGCUGUACGAGAUCGCUGUGAGAACACAACACAAAGCAAAAAGCCUGGAGUUUGAAGCCAAAAACCUGAGUGAUACAGUGGACAACUUGCGUCACGAAAACAGAGCACUGAAACGACUUCAACGAUCUCAAACAAGGGAAAUUCACGAUAGACAUGACUUUGUAGAUAUGGCAAAUCUGUCCCUAAAGGGAUUUCGUAAAGAUGUGAGAUUCAGUGAAGAGAAUCGAGUUGAUGCUGAUGCUAGUGUUAGGUGAGUAAAUACUUAUUACUUAAAGAGUGGGUUGGCCUCAAUGUCAUGUCGAAGUCCAGCAGAAAACAUAAAGGGUGCAAGUUUCUAAAUAAACUGCGGUGCUGCGUCAGUGGGGGUGUAACAAUUUAAUUGAAUCAACUGAGUUGGUAAAAUCAAAUUUAUUAAGCGCAAAACAUUUCAGUCGAAAACCAAGUUCAGAAAUUUCAUCCCACGGGCGGUAGGCGGGGUUUUAGUGAAGAUACAUCUAAUUAUAUGAAUUUUGAUAUCCUGGUUGCAAAUCGAUGAUACCACUUGAGUGAAAAUCAUAGAAAAUCUGACGAUCACAUUUUUUUUAAACAAUAGAAAUAAUGCCAUUUUCAGAGUAAAAAAGGAAAUUUGUUGUAGUAUUCAUUUUUAUCGGGGAAUAAGGUAUUUUGAAUAAGGACACCACCAACUAAAUGUUAUAUUUUAACGAUAGGAAGAAAACAAAAAAAGUCAUACGGCUUGAGAACGAAAGUAAGAGAUAUGAAAAUCUCCUGCAACUUGACUCAAAACUCCCAAGCAUAGAAGAAUUAGAGCAGAAGAUAGAAAAAGCCGAUAGGGAUCUGGAGCUGAAGGACGAAAGGCUGAAGGUGAGAAGAUGAAUACUGAAUAUAAAGAAAUUAUUAUCGAUAAUUGUCAAGGGAUGUAAUUGCAUUACUGCAUGAGCCAUUUUCUCCGAAAAAUUCAGGGCCUCGCUGCUUAGCAGGAGUAUAAACGAAAAGCUGCAAACUCUUAUGGAAAGUGGACAGAAUUCCUUUUAUGGACGCCAUCCUAUAAGUGGGAGGUAGCAAUCCUUUUAGACGCGGAAUGCUCCGGAAAAUAGGGAAGCAGAUCAUCACGCAUGUGUGCAAUGGUCAUAAUAUCUACUUUUACAUCUUACGCUUUAAUCUAAAAAUUCUUCGUUGAUACGCUUAAAAAUUUCUUGUUAUUAAGUUAUUCGUUUUUUACUCAGGAAUUACAAACGAAACUCGAACUGGAUGACCAAAGAAUCACCCAAGAACAAAAGAAGGAAAAGAAACGUUUCGUGAAACUGCAACAUGAGAUAGAUGAAACUGUCAGAGAGUGCCACGAUCUAACUUCUCGAAUCAAAGUACGUACAAUGAACUUGAUCAACGUUAAAUGUAUAGAAAUUCAAGUGAUCAGCUUUUACGGAGAGAAACUCGGAUUCUCAAAAUUACUAGCCUUCUUUCCAUUCUCAAGUGAAGUUGUUUCAUUAUCAUUUGUUGUAUUCCCGCGCUCUCUUUCUUUAUCCUCUUUUCUUGUAUCUUUUCGAUUCUCAGAAUUCAUUACAUGCGAAUGGAGGGAAUUUAAGCCGCAGAUCGCACCAUAAACCCCUCCCAGACAUUGUUUUCUGCGCGAAGAGUGCUCUGCAUGAAAACUUAGAAUUCUUGGUUUAUUUUCUUUCUUCCACGAGAGACAGAAAUGAAUGCAUUAGUUGCAGUUGUUGGGUUAAGAUGGCACAAACUCUCACAGGUUUUAUCCUCUUAUGGAACAUCCCAUGACCCUUAGGCAUUCACCCGAAAGUUGCCUCACAGUAAUGAAUUAUAAACAUAGAUUAUUCGUGUAAUACCGCCACAGAAAACAAAAAUGCAUAAGGGCCCAUUCGCUGACAAAUGAUUCAUUUCCUUCGCAGACGGCAGAGAGGAAAAUCCACAAGACAAAUAUUUACUGCCGUAAGCGAGGACCCUCAACCCAGGCCCUCCCGGCCAUCACUUGGUAUCCUCCUGCGAUUGAACAGUCUCCAACAAAUAAAGUUCAAACCUGGCUGAAUAAAAAUUCUGACGGUUCCACAUAAAAUAGAUUUGCCUUUCGGAAUACCUUCCUCGUUGUGCAAGCGAUAAUUGUUCAUUAAGGCG
Molecule: messenger RNA, 4584 nt
Organism: Pocillopora meandrina
Lineage: Eukaryota; Metazoa; Cnidaria; Anthozoa; Scleractinia; Pocilloporidae
Source: the annotation of a GenBank genome assembly